CAUAGCAGUUUGAGUCGAGAGCUCUCAUCGACACAGUCAUCCAACGAAUCUCUCUGGCAGAGGAUAACUUUCUACUCCUUGCUAUCGUUUCCUUCAAGAAAAUACAUAUUUUGUAUGCUAUAGACAUUCAUUCGCUUAGGCCUAUCUUUAGCCUACAGAAAAAAACAUCCAGACGGACAGCUUUUUGGAGCGCUCUACGGAAAGACAAAGAUACGGAAUUCCGAACGUUUGAUUCAUUCGAAAACGAAAGAAUUGGCUACAAUUCAGUUUGAUUCGGGGCGUUUAAAAAAAAAAAAAAACGAAUACAUUUGAAUUUAUGUGAUUAGUUUUGACAUGGUUGUAGUCAAAUAUCACGGUGCGAAAUCAGUCUGAUUGGCAACAGCUGUUGCGCUAUAGAUGUUGCGGAACUAGUAGGCCUAAAUGCGUUUGCGGACUAUUUUCUGAACGCUUCAAUGAAUUGAUCAUAGUAUCAACCAGCGACCGAAAAAGUUGCUGAAAACAAGCUAACACGUCAUCAGACUUCAGGUUACUAGACGGGGAUUUCAUUCAGAGGACAUGGAAUCUACAAAAGCAGGGGGUGUAAUAGCCUACAUCAGCUCCUCUAGCCCUGAGUCAUGUCAUAGUGACUCAAAUGACUGCAGCUAUAACUCCUCCCACAGCUGUCGCCAGGACAACGUGGUGAACAAGCCCCUAAACAUGGCAGGCCUCACCCUCCCGCUGGCCCACACUAUCGCAAAGACCGGACGCUCGGCCUCCACUGCAAAAUGCGACAUUACUAAAAUCAACGGCCUGGUGCUGCUGUGUAAGGUGUGCGGAGACAUUGCAUCUGGAUUCCACUAUGGGGUUCAUGCCUGUGAGGGCUGCAAGGGCUUCUUCCGUCGGAGCAUCCAGCAGAACUUCCAGCAGAACAUCCAGUAUAAGAAGUGCCUGAAGAACGAGAGCUGCGCCAUCAUGAGGAUCAACAGGAACCGCUGCCAGCAGUGUCGCUUCAAGAAGUGUCUGCUUGUCGGCAUGUCCAAGGACUCUGUGCGUUUCGGCCGCAUCCCAAAGCGUGAGAAGCAGCGCAUGCUGCUAGAGAUGCAGAGUGCCGUGAACAACAUGAUGAACAACAGCCAGCUACACAGCCAGUUCCACUGCAACACACCCUUCCCCCUGGCCAAUCAGCUUCAGUCGCCAGCCUGCCCCGUGGAGCCCCGCCCCCAAUAUGUUGAUUCUGGCCUAGGCUCCGUCCCCUCCUCCACCUCUCCCGCCGUUUCCCCCAGGUCCAACCAAUCUGAGGAGACCGGCUCUGACCGCAAGCUUGCGGUCACCAAGAAUAAAAGCCCCAGCCCCAACUCUGUGUCUCCAUCGAGUGCUUCAGACUGCGGGUCAGAGGAGGUGAUUGGCUCAGUGACCCGAGCCCACCAGGAGACUUUAAUUUACAACCAGGAGCAAGGUAGCCCCUCCACCCAGUCCCAGGCCUACGCCCAGCUGACCUCCCCGGGGGCGGAGCAACAUGUCAGUGACACUGGAAAGAGGAUAGACGAGAGGAACCGGAACCAACAGGAGGCCGGGAACCAGCAGAUUAAGAACCAGAACCACCAAAAUGACCUGGCCUCAUACACAGUCGCUCAGGCACAUUACCAGGCUCAGGAGAGGCCCACCAACACUGGGCCUCAGGGUACUGACAGCCACCAUCGCCAGGAGGACCACACCACCAGCCUUAGCGAGAACCACUGCUCCAACAGCAGGGACAGACUGCCCACCUGCUCCCCUAGUAGCCACUGCCCAUCCUACGCCCAACAUGGCCUGAGAGGAGGCAACAACAGCACUUGCCAGGCCACCUCCAAUUCCCAUGGAGGAUUCAGUGGACUACUGUGGAACAGGGGCAACAGGAUGCAUCUGCUGUGUCCCAUGAACACGUCUCCCCAUGUGAACCCCCAUAAUUCAGGCCAUGGGAUCUGGGAGGAGUUCAGCCACAGUUUCAGCCCAGCUGUCAGGGAGGUAGUGGAAUUUGCCAAGCGGAUCCCAGGCUUCAGAGACCUUUCCCAACUUGACCAGGUCAGCCUGCUCAAGGCUGGUACCUUUGAGGUGCUAGUGGUUCGCUUUGCGUCCCUGUUUGACGUGAAAGACCGCACAGUGACGUUUCUGGGUGGUAACAAGUACAGCGUGGAGACGUUACAAGCUAUGGGCGCCGGCGACUUCCUGACCUCCAUGAUGGACUUCAGCGACAAGCUGAUGGCGCUCGGCCUCAGCGAGGAGGAAAUGAGCCUGUUCACCGCUGUCGUCCUCAUCUCUGCCGAUCGCUCAGGGAUUGAGAACGUAAACUCUGUGGAGGCUCUUCAGGAGACUCUGAUCCGGCACCUGAGGGGCCUCAUCACUAAGAACCACCCUAGCGAGUCGGCCAUAUUCACCAAGCUGCUCCUCAGACUGCCCGACCUCCACUCCCUCAAUAACAUGCACUCUGAGCAGCUGCUGGCCUUCAAGGUCCAUCCCUAGACCAGAACUAAGGUCAGAACCGGGGGUGUAUUCAUUAGGCACCAAAUGGAAGAACAUUUACUGAAAUGGGGAGGUACUACCUGAACUUGUCCAAUAAGAAAUGCUUGUCGUUGUCGUCGUCCCACCCCCCAUUGCAAAACCUUUUGCUAAGGUGUACCCUAAUGAAUAUGAGCAUGGACACUAGGCCUGAAGACCACAAAGCCCAUUUAUCCACCCACCCUGACACAACUCGACCAGCUUUCCCAAUGAACUAUGAACCCUGACCUCCCAAGAGAACCCUCUUAUUCUGCCACUCACUUCACGUGAUCUUUUUCCUUCACAAACAAGUUGAACUAGUGGGCAAAUGUGUCACGGUUACAGGGGAGGGAGGCUUAAGACUUAAAAGUUAUCGUACUGUGAGGCUAAAAGGCCUUUAUUGUUGAAGUAAUAACCAUGAACGCAAACGUUCAGACGCAAGCAGAAGAUGGAUGUGUAAUGUUGUCUUGUUUCUGUGUGUGCAGGACACAUUUGCCACUGUACAACUCUUCUUAGAGAAUAACCUUUUAUUAACAUUGUGUAAUGUGCAUUUUUGCAUCGUUUGUGCAUUAUAUGUGACUGACUAUUUAGACUUUUUGUUUAGCUUUUCUACAGCAGGCUCCCUAACCCUGUUCCCGAAGAGCUAACCUUCUGUAGGUUUUUAUUAAUUGAACCUUUAUUUAACUAGUCAAGCCAGUUAAGAACAAAUUCUUAUUUACAAUGACGGCCUACACCGGCCAAACCCGGACGACGCUAGGCCAAUUGUGCGCCGCCCUAUGGGACUCCCAAUCUCGGCUGGUUGUGAUAUAGCCUGGAUUCGAUUCAGGGUGUCUGUAGUGACACGUCUAGCACUGAGAUGCAGUGCCUUAGAUCGCUGCGCCACUCCAAUCCUGUUCCUGGAGAGAUACCCUCCAACCCUGUUCCCGGAGAGAUACCCUCCUGUAUGUUUUAACUCCAACCCUUAUCUAGCACACUUGAUUCUAACAAUUAGCUGGUUGAUAAACUGAAUCAGGUUAGAUCCAACUGGGGUUGGUGUUAGAACCUACAGGAAGCUAGUUCUCCAAGAACAGGAUUAGAGAGCCCCGUUCUACACCUUGGGUGUAUGUCUGUGGUUUAUUUAGGCAGACUAAUCCUAAAGGAUGUUGUGCUUACUGCCUAAAGAGAGGGUGAUUCUAAAUCAAAGGAAACUGACAAUGAAUGACCACAGAGAAGUGUUAAGUCUCCUAUUUAAACUGUGUUGAGACAAGGGGAAUGUGGUAAAAGCAUAGGUAGACCUAUGUAAUCAGGGUAAACGCUGCUACUUCACAUCUGUCUGUGUGACCUUAGCUAGUCACCUGAGGAAGAGCUUUGAAUGUCUUUAUUUGUUGUUGAGAGCAAUCUCUUAUUUCAAGUUUACAGUUUGAGUUGAUGGUGCAGCAGUUGUAUGUGUGUAUAUCACAGACAGUUGGUGGCACCUUAAUUGGGGAGGAUGGCCAUGUGUUUGAUGCCAUUCCAUUCGCUCCCGUUCUGGACAUUAUUGUGAACUGUCCUCCCCUCAGCAACAUCCUUUGGUGUAUAUGUUUUACACGCUAUCAUUUUCCAGAGGGGGUUAUGUUGUAAAUCAUGAAAUGUUCUUGUAGGUAAUGAUGUUGGGUUAUGAACUAACUGAAGUCCAUCAUUGACAGACGUGUUCCCGUCACUUAAUCAUUAUAGUGUAUUGUGAUAGACCUCCCAUUUGAAGAAUAGGGGAGCAAACAGACAGGAAGUCAAAUACAUGGAGGUUAUUCAAACUGCCAAAGGUUAACGUUGCUAACCAGUAUAACCUAUCAACGCAUCUCCACUUGGAGACGUUUGUGUUAUUUCCAUGUCAAAAGGAGACAUUUUAUUUUACACUUGUUAUACCCAUUUCAUAUUUUUCAUUUUGGUGCAAAUUGUUAAAUCAAAACAUGUGGUUUGAUUUUACAGGUGAAAACUGUACUUUGAUUGCUAAUUAUGCAUUUAAUUUGUUUACUGUAAAAAUGUUGUUUUGUGCGCACAUACUUGAUAUCGUGUCUUCGAAGCCCAUUCAGGCUGGGCACCAAUUGGUGUACGACUUAGAAAGAAAAACAAAUCAAUCAUUACACAAAAACACAUGGAGGCUAUGCAGACUUGUCAUGUUGCUGCAGGGUCAGUCGGUGGUUGUGAGAAGGGAGAGAAACAUUGUAGGAAUGUUUUUGUCAUUCAGUUGGAUUCUUAUACAUACCACUGUCUCAAAUGUUUCAACAGAGGACCACUAAACUUGAAUAGAUUGA
Messenger RNA from Oncorhynchus masou masou (cherry salmon), 4763 nucleotides. RefSeq names its product nuclear receptor subfamily 1 group D member 2-like. The coding region runs from base 556 to 2478 and encodes 640 amino acids. The record is from RefSeq and is a predicted model, not a curated record. Gene Ontology annotation, molecular function: nuclear receptor activity; RNA polymerase II cis-regulatory region sequence-specific DNA binding; zinc ion binding. Gene Ontology annotation, biological process: negative regulation of transcription by RNA polymerase II; positive regulation of transcription by RNA polymerase II; hormone-mediated signaling pathway. Lineage: Eukaryota; Metazoa; Chordata; Actinopteri; Salmoniformes; Salmonidae. The transcript is spliced from 8 exons.